This is a messenger RNA of Mixia osmundae IAM 14324, 1587 nucleotides long. RefSeq lists its product as uncharacterized. The record is from RefSeq and is a predicted model, not a curated record. Gene Ontology annotation, cellular component: cytosol; signal recognition particle, endoplasmic reticulum targeting. NCBI's taxonomy places the organism in Eukaryota, Fungi, Basidiomycota, Mixiomycetes, Mixiales, Mixiaceae. Gene Ontology annotation, biological process: SRP-dependent cotranslational protein targeting to membrane, translocation; SRP-dependent cotranslational protein targeting to membrane. Bases 1 to 1587 code for a protein of 528 amino acids. The transcript has 7 exons. Gene Ontology annotation, molecular function: endoplasmic reticulum signal sequence receptor activity; GTPase activity; GTP binding.
AUGGUGUUGGCAGACUUGGGGAAGCGCAUCAAUGGCGCACUCAGUCAGCUGUCUGCUGCUUCCGUCAUCGACGAACAGGCGAGACCUUUCCCCGUCCUCGAUAGCAUCCUCAAGGAGAUCGCGACGGCACUCUUCGAAGCAGACGUCAACGUCAAGCUUGUUGCCAACCUGCGCAACAAGGUCAAGACGAAAGUCGCGCCCGCCUUGGGCAGCUCGGGCAACAAGAAGUCGGUCAUUCAGAGAGCCGUGUUUGAUGAACUCGUACAACUCGUCGAUCCUGGUCCCGAAGCGGCUGCACCUUUCACGCCCAAGAAGGGACAGAGCAACGUCAUCAUGUUUGUCGGUCUGCAAGGUGCAGGCAAGACGACGAGCUGUACCAAGCUUGCGAUACACUACAAGCGGAGAGGCUACAAAACAUGUCUGGUCUGUGCAGAUACCUUCAGAGCAGGCGCAUUCGAUCAGCUCAAGCAAAACGCAACGAAAGCAAAGAUACCAUUCUAUGGCUCUUACACAGAGACCGAUCCCGUCGUCAUCUCCGCCCAAGGCGUGCACAAGUUCAGAGAAGAGCGUUUCGAUAUCAUCAUCGUCGAUACGAGCGGACGACAUCGGCAAGAGACUGAAUUGUUUGAAGAGAUGAUGCAGAUCAGUCGACAGGUCAAGCCGGAUCAGACGAUCAUGGUCCUCGAUGGUGCUAUAGGUCAAGCGGCAGAGUCUCAGAGUCGUGCAUUCAAAGAGGCUGCCGACUUUGGUGCUAUCAUCGUCACAAAGAUGGACGGUCACGCCAAAGGCGGUGGCGCUAUCUCUGCCGUCGCGGCAACCAAGACGCCCAUCAUCUUCAUCGGCACAGGCGAGCAUCUGCACGAUCUCGAAAAAUUCUCUCCCGAGCCUUUCAUCUCGAAAAUGCUAGGCAUGGGAGAUAUGCAAGGUCUCAUGGAGACAGUACAGGAAGUCCAUCAGAAUAAUCCCAACCAACGGGCAGAGAUGCUCAAGAAACUCGAGGCUGGCGUUUUCACCGUUCGGGAUCUCAAGGAUCAAAUGAGCAAUAUCAUGUCCAUGGGUCCGCUCUCAAAGAUUGCUCAGAUGAUACCUGGAAUGGGAGAUAUGCUGGGUGGAGAGAAUAGCGAAGCUGCUUCGCAUACGAUAAAGAGGAUGAUGUACAUCUUUGACGCCAUGACGGCAGAAGAGCUAGAAUCCGAUGGCAAGCUCUUUCACACCUCCCCGACGAACACCGAAUAUAGGGAAGGUCAAUUGCGGGAGCCCAACAAGAGGGUACUGAGAAUAGCGAGAGGGAGCGGGACGAGCGUACAGGAAUGUGAAGGCUUGCUGGCCCAGCAUCGCAUGUUUGCAGAGAUGGCAAAGAAAGCAGGCGGAAAAGGUGGCUGGAUGCAAAAGGCAAAGCAGAUGCAGCAGGGCGGAGGCGCUCUACCGCAAGGAAGGAUGCCAUCGAUGGACCAGCUCUCGAGAAUGCUACCGGCUGGUAUGGCAGAGCAAGUACGUGCAAUGGGUGGACCGGAAGCGAUGAUGAAGCAGAUGGGCGGCAUGGCGGGGUUGCAAAACAUGAUGAAAGGCAUGGGUGGAGGAGCUUAG